UAGAGGGUGUGGUUUGUUUAUUUAAGAUAGGUGAUGGUCAUUUUGCAAAUAACUUUUGACACUUGCUAUUAUUUUGGGAUUACACAGGCAUAUUAUAUAUAUCAACGUCUUCCGGCUUCACUUGGAGAUCUCAAUCUAACAAAUUAACAAACCUCUUUGAUUCGUUCACUUGUAUCCGAUCAGAAAAAUGGCUACAACAGCAGUAAACCUACCAAUUCAUGAGCACCCUCUUUUUCCUUCAGCUCGAUGUAUUAAAGGUGAAUGUGCUGGCUGCCAUGUAAAUGGUGUCAUGUACGGCUGCUACUUUUGCAAUGAACCUUACUGUUAUAUUUGGUUUCAUAAGGAGUGCGCCGAGGCCCCCGCGGAGAUCAAGCAUAGUUUCCAUCCCCAGCAUACUCUCAUGCUCACCAAUGUCUCGAGAGAUGGUCCUUGUGAUUUGUGUGGACAGAAGCUACUGCCUCCCUUUUACAGUUGUUCCACAUGUGAGUUCAAGGUAGAUUUGAUUUGUGGGAUGAAACCAUCACCGCCCGCUAUCGAACAUCCGCUGUGUCAUGACCAUCCAGUUGUCUUCUUGAAGAUACGGGAGGAGAAGGUUCCUUGUGAAUUAUGCAAGGAGUCUAUUGAAGGUCCAUCCUUUUCAUGUCUUGAAUGCGAUGUGUACUUCCACGUGGAUUGCGUCCAUCUCUCGAAAGAGGUAAAUCAUCCAUGUCAUUCUAUUCAUCCUCUCAAGUUAAUCGCAUCUGAGUCACUUACGGAUGAUGCCGAGAAAAGCUGCGUUUUAUGUGGAAAAAUACAAACUGAAAAAUUGCUAUAUCAUUGUUCCAUUUGCAAUUUCACAUCGUGCCUUGGUUGUACCAAAAACCCACCACCCCUUGUUAUUGAGCAUGUCAAGACCCACAAACACCCACUUACUAUCUUUCCUAGAAGAAUCUCAUGUAAUUGUGACAUGUGUGGGAUAAAAUGCGAGUUUGUGGUGUAUGUAUGUCUUCAGUGUGAUUUUGUUACUACAGGAGGGUGUAUCGACUGCCCCCGUGUCAUCAAUAUCAAUCGUCAUGAUCAUCGCAUUCAUUUCACUCAUCAUCUCGGCGCUGGGUAUUCUUCAUGCGGAGUUUGUCACAAAAGUGUAAGUCAGUUCAAGGGGGCUUAUUCUUGCUCUGUUUGCCCUAACUAUGCAGUUCAUACUAGAUGCGCGGUGAGAACUGACGUAUGGGAUGGCGUAGAAUUGGAAGGGAUUCCUGAGAUCAUAGAAGACAUUUCACCAUUCAAGGAGGUGGGUGAUAACUUGAUAUGCCAUUUUAGUCAUGAAGAGCAUCCUCUAAAGCUCCACAACCACAAGGACGACGUCAUUCAUGAUGAGCGCAUACGAUGUGCAGCAUGUGUCCAUCCAGUUGGAUUUGAUUCGAUCUACUGCUGUGAAAAGUGUCCUUUCAUUCUUCAUGAAAAGUGUGCUAAUCUUCCUAUGAAGAAAAGACUUGUCUUUGGCACCAGACCAUACACAUUAAUGACAGAAACUACCAAACUUACAGACUGCAAGCGGUGUGGAAUAUUCUCUGAUGGUUUCACGUACAGCUCCCAUGGCUGGUCGGAUGUAGAUGUACAUUGUGGUUCCCUUAAUGAGCCGCUCGUCCAUGAUGGCCAUAAACAUCCUUUAUAUUUUGCUAAAGAAGAGCUUCACCACUGCGAUGGAUGCCAAAAGAAUAUAAAUGAUUAUAUGCUUCGUUGUGAAGAUUGUGACUUUGAUUUGUGUUUGAAUUGUGCUACUUUGCCAGAAAAGAUUUGGCAUAGGAACGAUGGGCACCCUCUCACUUUAUGCUGUGGAGAAAAGGAAAAGGCGAGCGGUAAAUAUUGGUGCGACAUUUGUGAGAGGGAAUUAGAUCCAAGUAUAUGGUUCUAUACAUGUUCUGAUUGUGGAGUCACCUUGCAUGCUCAGUGUGUACUAGGAGAUUUUUCACGUCUCAUGCCAGGACAAAUCUAUUGGUUUGAAAAAAAAAAAAUCGAGUUUGAGAUGGUUCCUAACAAUCACAACACUCGACCAUUAUGCAUCCAAUGUCAGUCUCGAUGCAAGGCCUCCGUCAUCCUAAAGAAAUAUAAAGAAGACAAUGAGUAUAUCUGUUCCCGUUCAUGUUUAUCGAGUUAUUUGGGUGAAGAAGUUUGAACUUACGUUUAAUGAUGAGUGGUUUUGUCAUGGUUGUAUUAUUUCAUUCACUGUUCUAUCUUAUAUUUCCAACAAUUGCAAUGUAAUACAGAGUGAUUUUUAUUUUCUAAUAAACGAUGCUGGUUAUUUAUACACCACAAUAUGUACAUACCACACACACCUGCAAGAAGCUUGACACUAUCAUCAUCAUUGUUAUACGAGAGCAUGAUCACAUAUUAGUUAUGGAACAGGGUCCCGAAACAUGUUGAAUUGCCUAAUUUUUUGUUCUUGUAGAAAAUUGUAUCAAAGUCAUUGCGAGUGUUAGAAGAUAUUUUCCAUCAAAAAUAUCGUGUCUUCCCCAAAACCUCUCAAACCUAGCCGCCACCAACAAAAAAUUUUCCGAUUGACCUCUCCGGUGGCCGGCGCUUCUCGCCGUUGCUGUCGUGAGAGGGUCUUUAGUUUCCUUUCCGUGUUGUUAGUUUUUUUGCCUUUCGUCUAGCUCUGGUUUUCGACGGAGAAAA
Molecule: messenger RNA, 2655 nt
Organism: Arabidopsis lyrata subsp. lyrata
Lineage: Eukaryota; Viridiplantae; Streptophyta; Magnoliopsida; Brassicales; Brassicaceae
Exons: 1
Coding region: 188-2155 (655 amino acids)
Source: RefSeq, a predicted model, not a curated record